Messenger RNA from Guillardia theta CCMP2712, 747 nucleotides. RefSeq lists its product as hypothetical. Bases 1 to 747 code for a protein of 248 amino acids. NCBI's taxonomy places the organism in Eukaryota, Cryptophyceae, Pyrenomonadales, Geminigeraceae. The transcript has a single exon. The record is from RefSeq and is a predicted model, not a curated record.
AUGCCAACCGAAGAUCUCGUGCAGAUGCUCUGGUCAGAAACCAGCGCUAGACAAGUGCAACUCGACUCCAUCGAUCGAUUGAACAUCGCAAUCCUCUCGCAAUGUUCCAGGGAUCACCCUGCAGACACCCUGCAACAUGUACAGGUGGAUAAUGCAAUUCAAGCAGAGACGGAUGUUCCUUCAAACGAUAGUCUGUUGUGCUCUGAUGAUGUAUUUCAUGAUCAUGAAGUCAAUGCUGACUCCGCUAAGCAAAACAGUGUCAUAGAACCGGAUGACCAGAUCCGAGAUCUCGAUUCGAAACCAUUAAAGGAUGAUGCUGAGACGUCGAAGACUCGGCAACGACGGCUGCAGUGGACGGAAGUUGAUAUGUUACUGCCUCAGCAGCCAGUCCUGUCGGAAGAAAAGCGCUCCCCGAACAAAAAGGGACGUCUCUUUGAAUCGCUAGGUCAGUGUCUACCUCUCAUGGUAAUGCCGUUGAUUAUGCUAACAGAAGAGUUGAAAGCUGCGCUCUCCUCCUUGAAGCAAAGGCGAAGUGGAGGAAGAAUUCGUAUUCUCAAGAAGACUCUCGAGACCCUGGACGAUAUUGGCGUUGUCAAGUUGCUUCGAGCUUCAAAGAAAGAAGCACAAGCGAACGCUAUGCUUCUACCGUACUGGACAGUCAAUUUUGGAGAAGGCCUUUUCCUCAGAAACGAUGGCAAUGUCUUUUCUCGGAAUAGAGUGCAUGGCCCUGCAUCGCGAGGCACCUAG